Messenger RNA from Corticium candelabrum, 1474 nucleotides. Its product is annotated as BTB/POZ domain-containing protein 2-like. Bases 1 to 1377 code for a protein of 458 amino acids. Gene Ontology annotation, molecular function: protein binding. The record is from RefSeq and is a predicted model, not a curated record. The transcript has a single exon. NCBI's taxonomy places the organism in Eukaryota, Metazoa, Porifera, Homoscleromorpha, Homosclerophorida, Plakinidae.
AUGACUAGCGUCAGCGUCGGGGAGUUGGUCCGCAUCGACUGCAAACUAUACGCUCUUGAGAACGUCUCACGUCUCUACGACACGAAAGAACACGCCGACAUCGAACUCAUAGUCGGACGCGAACAGCGACGCACGAAAGCUCACCGUCUCGUCCUCGCAUGCGGCAGUUCCGUUCUCUCCUCCAUGCUCUACGGCGGCAUGAGAGAGAGCACCAACAGCGAAGUACGCCUGCCCGAACACGAUCCCGAUGUCUUCGACGUUCUCCUCAAGUUUUUCUACACUGGAACGGCCGACGUGCGUCAAAACACUGUCUUACCACUCUUGGCGCUCAGUGAUUUCUAUGAUGUGCAACCACUGCGAGUGAAAUGCAGCCUGCUGGCUGGGAAUGAGUUUAUAACGACUUGUCGGGCGUGUGAGAUUCUCUCUUUUGCUCGGGCGCAUGGGGAUGGGAGUCUGAAGGAGUCGUGUGUGAGGUAUAUGCUCGAGAAUGCGUAUGAUGUGUUUCAGACCGAUGGCUUCUUGAAGGAGUUGCCGGAGGAUGAGUUGGUGGCGAUUGUGGCGAGUGAUGAGCUUGUUAUGAGGGAGAUGGAUGUGUUUCGGGCGGUUGUUCGAUGGGGUAGGGCACAGAUGUCUGAGAAUGGUGAUCCCGAUGUGAGUCUGUCGUCUGUGCUGGCGAAUAUUGUGCCUCAUAUUCGAUUGACACAGCUGUCACUUGACGAUCUAUUCGGUCCUGUUCAACAGAGUAGGAUUAUACCACACGAUGCUCUCCUCGCUGCACUCACUUAUGCGUAUAAUUCGGACAGUUCGGGUUUUCCGUCUUGUCAACCGGUGCUGAAACUUCGGACCUUCUGUUGUCAGAUGAAUACGCUCACUUGGGAUCCCGAUCGUAUUGGUCCCAAAGUGGUCGUUCUCAAUGACGGUCUUACUGCUCGAAAACAUGGCUUGUGUCCGAGUGUCACACGAAGCCGACUGCCUCUUCAACCUCCUUGCUAUGUUGAAAUACAAAUCGAUGAACUAUCGGCGUCUGCACUCUCCAAUGGCUAUAUUGCUAUUGGUCUCACUAAAGGUGCUGGCUUUGCAAAGUUCAACGAGUAUUCAUACUCUGCUGCUGUUCGACAAGACGUGGCUGCGUAUCGAAGUCAUCACGGCGAGGGAAACUUGGACGGUGCCGGAGCUGUGAGAGAAACAUACGGACAAUCGUUCAAGGUUAAAGAUACGAUUGGUUUACUGCUGAGAUCUGAAGGUCUUCUCAACUUCUUCCACAACAAGGAAAACUUGGGAGUGGCCUUUCGUGGACUGACAGGCGGUGACUACUAUUUAAGUGUUUUCUAUAACUAUAACAGCGACCAGAUUUCUAUUGUGAAAGCAAAGAUGUAAGCAUGUACAGACACAUAUAUAAUUAGAGUGUCUAUCAUCUAUUAGAGUUUAUAAUCAACAGUUAAUUAAUUAAUCAAUAUACACUAGUCGUUUAUUU